AUGAAUAAGCACCAAGAAACUGGUCCUGAUAGCAAAAUUUGGAAAAAGCCAAGGAAAUUUUUUGCUAAUAUUAUAGAUAUAUAUGGAAAGAUAUGGCAUGGUUAUGAACUUACUGGUAUAGAACAUAUCCCUAAAGGACCAGGGAUUAUUAUUUAUCAUCAUGGAGUUAUGUCUAUCGGCUAUGUCUUUUUUGCGGCUAGAUAUUUUUUAGAGACGGGGAGAGCAUGCUUUUCAUUAAUGCAUCAUGUCGCGUAUUGGAUACCAGGGCUGCAGAUGCUUUAUUAUGUGCUCGGGUUGAAAUCUUACAAGAAAGCUGAAAUUGUGGAAAUGAUGAAGAAAGGCCGUUUACUGGGCAUUGCACCUGGUGGAGGUAGAGAAGCACUGUAUAGUCACGAUUACGGCAUAAUGUGGGGUAAACGCAAAGGUUUUGCUCAGGCAGCUUUGGAGGCGAAAGUGCCCAUCAUCCCUAUUUUUACACAAAACAGUUGUGAAGCAUACAGGACCAUUGGAAAGACAAGGCUGACAAAAUGGCUGUAUGAGAAAACUCGAUGUAUGUUUCUUCCCAUUUACGGAGGUUUUCCAGUGAAAUUGAGGACAUUUAUUGGAGAACCCAUCCCAUAUGAUCCAAAUAUAACAGCUGUAGAGCUGGCUGAAAGAGCGAAGAUUGCACUUGAAAAUCUUCGGGAUAAACACCAAAAAAGGCCAGGAAAUAUAUUAAGAGCUCUUUCAGAACGAUUUGAUAAGCAUUACAAAGCUAACUAG
Molecule: messenger RNA, 762 nt
Organism: Podarcis muralis (Common wall lizard)
Lineage: Eukaryota; Metazoa; Chordata; Lepidosauria; Squamata; Lacertidae
Source: RefSeq, a predicted model, not a curated record